AUGGAUUCUGACAGCAACGAAAGCGAUGCACAGAGUUCUAGGUUAGGAACUCCGCCACGAAAAGCUAGAAAAAGGCACUAUGACCAAAAAUAUUCGAAAUUAUGGGAGAAAGACAAAGAAUUUGCAGGUAUAGCAAGUCAACUAUCAAUCACCCAGUUUGGGAAAACUCAGUCAAAAAAGUCAUUUGAGGAUAAAAUCAAAUUUGGAGAAAUAAGAAUGGCUUGUUUUUUGGCAAAAAAUAAUCUACCUUUUAACAUUGCUGGUGACCUAAAGAAACUUAUUCAAAAUGUUUGCUCGGAUUCUGAAAUAGCCAAAGAAAUUACAUUCGAAAAAACUAAGGCACAAGCCAUUGUUACAAAUGUAACAGGAAAAUUAUCUCACAGCGAAUUAGUUAAGACUUUACAAACUGAAAAAUUUUCUUUGAUUGUUGAUGAAAGCACAGACAAAUCAACAACAAAACACUUGGCGCUCAUUGCCAGAACAGCAGUAGAUUUCAAUGUGGAAGAUAGUUUUUUAUGUUUAAUACCAAUUGUAGAGGGCACUGCCUCAGCAUUACAUAAUAUAUGCAAAGAAUAUUUUGAUAAUGAAAAUAUUCCUUACAAAGAGAACAUGAUUGGGUUUGCAGCAGAUGGUGCAAAUACUAUGUUUGGUUCACACCAUUCAUUGUCCACCCUAUUUGCAAAUGAGAUCCCACAUUUAUUCAUGAUGAAGUGCAUUUGCCACUCGUUUCAUUUGUGUGCUUCUUAUGCCUGCAAAACUCUUCCGAGGGGUGUGGAGGAUUUUGCAAGAGAUGUAUACAAUUAUAUUCAAAAUAGCCCAAAACGUCUGGGUGACUAUAAAGAAUUCCAGUCCUUUCUGGAUAUAAAACCCCACAAACUUCUACACCCAGCUCAAACAAGAUGGCUGUCUCUACUUCCUGUGGUCAAACGGCUUUUAGAACAGCUUCCAGCUUUAAAGUUAUACUUCCAAAAUGCUGUUUUGAAUGACAGGCUACUUGCGGCUCAGAGCAUUCAUGUGAAGUCCAUGGAUCCUUCAACAGAGCUAUAUUUAAAUUUUUUGGAUUAUGUGUUGCUCUAUUUCCAUGACAUUAAUAAAGAAAUGCAAUCAGAAAGUCCUAAACUUUAUUUGUUAUAUGAACGGAUUUUUACAACAUACAAAACUAUCUUGGAAUGUUUUAUUAAACCAGAAUUACUGCAGCUGACUGAAGGUGAAAAAAACAGUAGCAAGGAUCUUAACUUGGAUUUAGAGAACAAAAUUUUGAAUUUAGAAUAUGAAAAUAAACAAAACCAUGUACCAAUUGAAGAAAUAUACCUUGGUGGCAAUGUUAUUUCCCUGUUAUUGAAACAAGACUUUCUGGCUAGAAUUAAUGAAAUGGAAAUAGUACAGUUUAAAGAAAAGUGCAUUCUCUUUUAUAUGGAGAGUGUAAAACAAAUAAAGCAGCGUUUUUGUUUUGAUGAAAAGCAAAGAUUAAAAUGUCUUAAAUUUAUGAAUCCUAAACAUAUCAUUGAAAAACAUGCAGUCGCAACUAUUGCUCAUUUAGGAGUUCAGUUUCCAGGACUAUGCGCAGAAAACAUGACCGAAUUGGACCGAGAGUGGAGAUUAUUAAGAAACAUGACAUUUCAUUUCACAGAAAAAAAUGUGGAUCCUACACCUGAAGAAUUCUGGAAGCAUGUUUCAUCCAUUAAAAAAGGAGACCGGUCUCCAAUGUUUCCCCCUGCUAUGCGAAUUCGUGAGAAAAUUACUCACACUUCCACAUAG
Parnassius apollo (apollo) is the source of this 1758-nucleotide messenger RNA. NCBI's taxonomy places the organism in Eukaryota, Metazoa, Arthropoda, Insecta, Lepidoptera, Papilionidae. The record is from the annotation of a GenBank genome assembly.